Metschnikowia bicuspidata var. bicuspidata NRRL YB-4993 is the source of this 2354-nucleotide messenger RNA. It is a transcript of the gene GPT1, whose product is annotated as Gpt1p. The record is from RefSeq and is a predicted model, not a curated record. Gene Ontology annotation, cellular component: membrane. Gene Ontology annotation, molecular function: transmembrane transporter activity. The coding region runs from base 449 to 2164 and encodes 571 amino acids. The transcript has a single exon. Lineage: Eukaryota; Fungi; Ascomycota; Pichiomycetes; Serinales; Metschnikowiaceae. Gene Ontology annotation, biological process: transmembrane transport.
UAUGUGAGGUAUAAUUAUGUAGCUCAUUAGAACAUGCUCGAAGUAUGGUGCAAAUUAUACAGAGCGGGUACUUAUCUCCUCUUCCCUUCGUGUCUUGCACUCCGCUACCAGACGCAUCCAAUAGCUUAAUUGAGAUUAUCAAAGAUUCUUCGACGCAGUGCCCACUGGUAAUAUUAUGUGCAGAAUGUACAUACAGUAUUGUCCUUAUCAGCUAGAGACGUCUUGCAAAGACUUUCUGAUUGCAGCAAUCUCUUUCGGGCGUACGAUAUUUCAUGGUACAUAUAUAAAUAGAUUUGCAUUUCCUCCAUUUUUUUAAGGAGAUACUGUGGACUAAAUUUGUUUCUUUAUAACUUUUUUGAAGAAGAGAUCUCUCAGAUUCCAUUGUCAUCAUCGACCUUAGUGCUCACGUUGGGUCCAUUAUUGAAGCAAGGAAUAUCCGUCAGCUGAAAUGAAUCAAAAAAAUCUUGAAAUCAAACCGGUGGUCUCAUGUAUUAAAGUUGAUGAUUUGAGAGUGCAAUCAGUACUCUCGAACCAGCAGAUUGUAUUGAAUGUGGACCACCAGGUUGAUAGUGAUGAGGCCCAAAUUUUGGCUUUGGGAUAUAAGCAAGAAUUGGACCGUAAAUUUGGUGCCUUCUCAGUUUUUGCUGUGUCUUUUUCGGUUUUAGGCUUGCUUCCCUCUAUUGCAGCAACAUUUGAAUACCAACAGCUUGUUAUUGGAAUAUCACCUGUUCCUUGGAUACUUGGAAUGAUUGGCGUUACUUCAGUAGCGUACUCCAUGGCUGAGAUUGCUUCUGCAUUUCCUACGUCCGCAGGUACUCCCUAUGCAGUGUCUCAAUUGGCUCCUAAAAAAUGGGCUCCAUUUUUGACUUGGACCACCAGUUUUUCCAACUGGAUGUGUCAGAUCACUGCAGCUCCCUCGGUAAACUAUUCAGGUGCUUGUUUCAUUUUAUCGUUGGCAUCGUACAGGAGUGGAUAUGUUGCGUCAACUGGAGUUUACUAUGCACUUACCACUGCGAUAAUGAUUAUGCAUGCUAUCAUCUCAUGUAUGCCGACAAAAUACUUGGCCCAAUUCAAUAAUAUUGGGACACUAAUCAACAUGAUAUUCUUAAUCAUUGUGUUUGUCAUAAUUUUUGCAUGCAAUGACAGAUUAGACAUGUAUGACGGUGCUAUUCCCAAAUUCAAUAGUAAUUCCAAAGCUUGGGGUCUCACGAACCAAACAGACUUUCCUACUGGCGUAGCCAUGUUGGUAUCAUUUCUUGGUGUUAUUUGGGCAAUGUCUGGGUAUGAUUCACCUUUUCAUUUAGCAGAAGAAUGCUCAAAUGCAUCUGUUGCUGCUCCUAGAGCUAUUUGUCUCACAGCAACCGUGGGAGGGACCAUCGGUUUUAUUUUUGUUUUGGCAAUUUCGUACACGGCUGUGAGUUUGGACCUAAUUUCCGAGGACCAGCUCGAAUUGGGCCAGCCAUUUGUCACGUACUUGACUCAAAUUAUGGCUCCGAAAUUUGUUGUCACUUGUACUUCACUAACUAUUAUCUCAUCUUGGUUCAUGGGAAGUUCAUGUAUGUUGGCUGCUUCCAGGGUCACCUACGCGUAUUCGAGAGACGGCUUGUUUCCAUUUUCCAAUGUGUGGUCAAAAGUAUAUGCUCCCACAAAAACACCAGUCAAUGCAGUAAUCAUGAAUUUGGUUUUGGGACAACUCUUACUUCUUUUGAUGUUUGGUGGUGAAACCGCAAUAUGGGCAAUUUUCUCCGUUGGCGGUAUUUCGUCUUUCAUCUCGUUUACCAUGCCAACAUUAUUGAAGAUUACAUAUGCCCAAGACACCUUUCAGCCUGGCCCAUGGAACUUGGGUAGAUAUUCACGCCCUAUUGGGGUUUUUUCCGUGGCCUUUGUGGUUGUGAUGAUACCAUUUUUAUGCUUUCCGACAGUUUCAGGCAAAAAUUUGACUCCCGAUUCUAUGAAUUGGACGGUACUUGUAUUUUUUGGGCCCAUGUUGAUCUUUACUAUCUGGUUUCUUGUUGACGCUCACAAAUGGUACACCGGGCCAAGACCAAAUAUUGAUGAAUAUAUCUCGCAUGGGAGAUCUGGUGCGGUGCUCAUCGAAGGACUAAAGAGUCAUCUCUCGCCUUCUCUCAACGACGAUAUUUACGAAGACUCUGAAAAGAAGUAGAUAUAUCAAACACUACCGAGGAAAGUGUGAUCAACGUCGCUUUUAAAUAUUGAAAUUUUGGAUUUAAAGAUCUGCUGUCAUUCUUUCUGUUUAAACAAGUCUCAAAAGUAUGCACUAUCCAAAAUGGUCAGUGUAGUACUCUAUAAGAUUUCAGCAGGUAUCUGCCACAAACUUUUGAACUCAAUAGUAU